ACUUUCCUGGUAACCUCCUCGAAAAACUCCAACAGAUUGUUCAAACAUCAUCUACCACGCACAAAGCCAUGUUGACUCUCCCUAAUAAGCCCCUGUCUAUCCAAAUGCUUGUAGAUUCUGUCUCUUAGUACUCCCUCCAAUAACUUACCUACUACUGACGUUAAACUCACCGGCCUAUAAUUUCCCGGAUUACUUUUCAAACCUUUUGUAAACAACGUAACAACAUGAGCCACUCUCCAAUCCUCCGGCACUUCACCCGUAGACAGCGACAUUUUAAAUAUUUCUGCCAGGGACCCCGCAAUUUCAACACUAGUCUCCUUCAAGGUCCGAGGGAACACUCUGUCAGGUCCCGGGGAUUUAUCCACUUUAAUUUUCCUCAAGACAGCAAGCACCUCCUCCUUUUCAAUCUGUACAGUUUCCAUGGUCUCACUACUUGAUUUCCUCAAUUCCAUAGAUUUCAUGCCAGCUUCCUUAGUAAAUACAGACGCAAAAAACCUAUUUAAGAUCUCCUCCAUUUCCUUUGGUUCCGCACAAAGCCGACCACUCUGAUCUUCAAGAGGACCAAUUUUAUCCGUUACAAUCCUUUUGCUCUUAAUAUACUUCUAAAAGCUCUUUGGAUUAUCCUUCACUUUGACUGCCAAGGCAACCUCAUGUCUUCUUUUAGCCCUCCUGAUUUCUUUCUUAAGUAUUUUCCUGCACUUCCUAUACUCCUCAAUCACCUGAUUUACCCCCUGUUUCCUAUACAUUUCAUACAACUCCCUCUUCUUCUUUAUCAGAGUUGCAAUAUCCCUUGAGAACCAAGGUUCCUUAUUCCUAUUCAAUUUGCCUUUAAUCCUGACAGGAACAUACAAACUCUGCACUCUCAAAAUUUCCCCUUUGAAGGCUUCCCACCUACUAAUCACAUCAUUGCCAGAGAACAAACUGUCCCAAUCCACGCUUUUUAGAUCCUUUCUCAUUUCUUCAAAUUUGGCCUUCUUCCAGUUCAGAACCUCAACCCUAGGACCAGAUCUAUCUUUCUCCAUGAUCAAAUUGAAACUAUUCAUGUUACGAUCACUGGAACCAAAGUGUUCCUCUACACAGACUUCCGUCACUUGCCCUAAUUCCUUUCCUAACAAGAGAUCCAAUAUUGCAUCCCCUCUAGUUGGUUCCUCUAUAUACUGAUUUAGAAAACUUUCCUGAACACAUUUUACAAACUCUAAACCAUCCAGACCCCUAACAGUAUGGGAGUCCCAAUCAAUGUAUGGAAAAUUAAAAUCCCCUACCACCACAACUUUAUGUUUCCUGCAGUUGCCUGCUAUCUCUCUGCAGAUUUGCUCUUCCAAGUCUCGUUGACUAUUGGAUGGUCUGUAAUACAAUCCCACUAAUGUGGCCAUACCUUUCCUGUUUCUCAGCUCCACCCAUAAGGACUCAGUAGACAAGCCCUCUAAUCUGUCCUGCCUGAGCACUGCUGUAAUAUUUUCCCCAACAAGCAAUGCUACUCUCCCACCUUUCAUUCCUCUGCCUCGAUCACAUCUGAAACAUCGGAACCCUGGAAUAUUACGCUGCCAGUCCUGCCCCUCCUGUAGCCAAGUUUCAGACUGUGGCUGUGUUCCUUUAAAUCUUCCUCGUUUCCCUCCACGACCUCACACACCUGCGCAGUCCUGACUCUCUCGACGCCGAUGAAAAAAACCGAAAAAUUUAAGAAAGGCUUCCUCCACACUCACGCUCCGAAUCUCAGUCUUCUUUCAACCAAUUUUCUCUGAUUCUAUUGUAUAUCUCUGUUCUACUGUGAAUUACUGGUAGUGAAUCUACUUCAAUAAUGUAUUUAUAUUGAACUUUGACGAUGGUAAAGGAAUAAAUUUCACAGGACUCAGGUCUCACUGAUAAUACAGGGUGGCCUUUUAAACAGAAAAGCACUGAGAGUAAAUCUCGGUAAAGUUUACAAAUCCAUAUUAAAACAGUGAGCGUGAAGGCAGACACCGGAAAUUAAAAAGAUUAUGAUUAGUUGACAGGAUGGGCUUUUCUCUGUGAGUAGGGUGAAGUAGAUUUCUGAGAGGGAUUUUGCAUCAAUCUGGCCACUGCAGAAUUGGACAGCAUGGGCCUCAGGAUUAUGGUCAGUCUGUGACACAGUGGACACAGAGUGUAUAGUCUAGCUUAUCGGACAUGGUGUAAUCCAGUGGCUGGUCUGUGUGUAACAAAGGGGACCGGGAGGCGUGUGACCCAGGGAGAUAUUUGCUUGUGGUAGUUAAUCCCAGUGAUAUUUCCCGGUAUCACCUGCAGUUGUGCCAUUAAGAUCCCCUGAUCUUCCGAGUGUUCAGUUACUGCAUAGCCACGGAUCUUAUUACUGUGUCUAUCCUGUUCUUUUUCUGGGAGUCGAUGUGUCCAGUCACCGGCUUAUCGGGUUGGUCACGUGGCAGGAAGUACGGUUCACGUUCACCAGCACAGUCCCACUCAAACUCUGUCUUAGGUGAGAAAUUAAAUCGGGUACGGAGAGAUCUCAAGAGAUAUUUUCCAGACCGAUCAUCGAGGAAAGAUGAUCGGGACAAGGGAAACAAGAUAACCAAGCAGGGUCAGAUUGAGAGGAAUGUCCCAAUGGAGUACGGUCCGGCCGCAGAGGAUGGGGAGAAAAGUCGGCCCAGAGACAGUGGCGUCAGAGACACUGAUCCGGAAGCUGGAACCAGCACAAGUGAGGCGACUGCUUGGCAGCUCAGAAACUCAUUAAACACGGAAUUGUCAAGUGUCCGACAAGGAGCAGGUCCAGUGUCUACGAUCUCUGACCUCCGGGCACAGCGGGAUGAAUAUCAACUUUACCAUCGGACAAUGUUCUACAGGAACAAAUUGAAAGAAGCUAUUGAAGAAGGGGUUGAACCACUCAGUUGGAUGUUGACAAAGGAGGGACACUUCAGUGCACAAGAACAUGCAGAAGUCACUGAACUGGCAGAGAAGGGAAACCGGGCAGAGAGUUCCACACUCUUCGUCAGUUUGGUGAUGGGGAAAGACUCGUGGGCCCGGAGGGCGAUGUGGGAAUCCUUUGCGAAUAUGCAGACUGAGCUACGGAAGUUGGACAAAAUACUGAAGGAAAUACAGGAGCUCGGCCCGGAUCCACAGGAACACAUAAAUAUUAGCCGAGAAUUACCCACUCAACUGAAAGAUGUUCAACAGAAACACAGGGAGACUCUGCGGACACAAACUGAAACACUGAGAGUAAACACGAUCCUGAUGAGGGAGAAGGUGAAGGGUUUCCAGCUGGUUGAUCGAUACGCUGAGCUCACAGUCAUUUCUACUGUUCGAGACCGGAGACUGGUAGAAAACGAGGAGUGGAGAGAGAAACAUCUCUGCGGAGAGCUGGAAAAAAUCGGGACUGAUGAGUUGUUCCAGAGCAGCUUUUCCCGGAGUGAAAUCAAAUCUGGGAGUUCGGCAGCAGUGGUCGGAGGCCCGGGAAUUGGGAAAACAACAAUGGUGCAAAAGAUUGUUUAUGACUGGGCCACGGGGAAAAUAUACCAACAAUUCCAGUUUGUCUUCCGUUUCAGAUUUAGGGAUUUAAACUCCAUUAACUGUAGAAUAAGCCUCAGAAAAUUGAUUCUGGAUCAGUAUCCUUACUUCGGGAAUUUCCUGAGAGAGGUCUGGAAGAACCCUGAAGGAUUGCUGUUUAUACUUGAUGGUUUGGAUGAAUUCAAGCACAAAAUCGAUUUUGCUGACGAACCCAAUCACCAGUGCCCAGAUCCUGAGUCGUGGUGUGAAGUGUCGGACAUUGUGUACAGUUUAAUCCAGCACAAGCUGCUCCCAGGGUGUUCAGUGCUGGUGACCACCCGUCCUACCGCGGUAGAGUUAUUGGAAAAGGCUAAGAUCAGUGUCUGGGCUGAAAUCCUGGGACUUGUUGGUGAUGAACAGAAGAGAUAUUUCUACAGACACUUUGAAGAUCAGAAGGUGGCGGCAGCUGUUUUCAAACACGUGAAGGAGAACGAGAUCCUGUACACCAUGAGCCACAACCCCUCCUUCUGCUGCAUUCUCGCUCUGGCACUGGGCCCCUUAUUCACACAAAGAGUAAGGAACCCUCAGCGAGUUCCCAAGACCGUCACCCAAUUAUAUUUCUACUAUAUUUUCAACAUCCUGGAAAAUCACGGCUGUGAUAUUGAGAACACUCUUGAUGUGUUAUUGGGAGUUGGUCAGAUGGCUUUCGCAGGGGUGUCUGAGAGGAAGAUUGUGUUUACAGAUGAAGAUUUGAUCGAGUACAAUCUCCAGCCUUCCCAGUUCCUGUCCGGGUUCCUGAUGGAGCUUCUGGAAAGAGAGGAUUCUGCCUGGGGUGUGGUGUACACAUUCCCACACCCCACCAUCCAAGAUUUUGUAGCUGCACUCGCACAAUUCCUGACUCUAGAUCCCGGGGAUAUCCUGACAUUUCUCACUGUAGCCCACAACACGACAGACGGGCGAUUUGAGGCAUUUCUCCGUUUUGUUGCUGGUCUCUCCUCCCCAAUGACAACUCGGGUUCUGGAAGAGUUUUUGGGUCCGUCUCCUCAUCAAACACCCCGCCGGGUGAUUGAUUGGGUGAAGGAAGAAGUUAAACGCCAGAGUGGAAACAGAUGGAGUGAAGCCGGUAAAAGCCUCCUGAACACAAUGUACUACCUGUUUGAGUCUCAGGAUCGUAGACUGGCUCAGGCCGCACUGGAAUCUGUGGAAAGUCUUUCAUUCAGUGGAAUGACAGUGACCCCGGUUGAUUGCGCGGUCCUGUCUCAUGUCAUCGGACUCUGUGAUACAAUAAAACUCCUAGAUCUCUCUAGCUGCCAUAUUCAGGGUGAAGGAUUCCAGAGGCUGGGACCCUGUCUCCAUAAGUGCCAAGAUUUGAGACUGAACGAUGUCGGUCUCACAGAUUCUGUUGUCGAGGAUCUCGUCUCCAUUCUCAGUACAAACCGAUCACUGAUGGAGCUGAAGGAGAAUAAGCUGGGAGAUUCAGGAGUGAAAUUGGUGUCUGCGGCUCUGAGGAACCCGGAGUGUAAAAUACAGAAACUGGGGCUGUGGGAUGUCGGGCUCACAGAUUCUGGUGUGGAAGAUCUCGUGUCCUCUCUAAGUGCAAUCCGAUCACUGACGGAGCUGAACCUGGGUGGUAAUGACUUGGGAGAUUCAGGAGUGAAACUGGUGUCCACGGCUCUGAAUAACCAGAAGAGUAAAAUACAGAAACUGGGGCUGUGGUAUGUCGGUCUCACAGAUUCUGGUGUCGAGGAUCUCGUCUCCGCUCUCAGUACAAAACGAUCACUGACGGUGCUGAACCUGGGAUUAAACUCGCUCACAGACCGAUCUGUCCCUGCUCUCUGCAGCCUCAUACAGUCCCUCCCGAGACUGAAACAAAUCAAGCUGGAUGGGAACGGAUUCAGUCGUACCAGGAAGAAGGAAUUGCUGUCUCUGGACGGUCCCAGACCCGGACUGACCGUGAUCCUGUGAGAAUCUGAAUGUGUGAACAUUUUGGCCGAUUUCCCACCCUUCCCUUUAAUAGCCACCCUGCCCUUUAAUGCCCGCCCCCCAGGUUUAAUUCGCAACGGUACUAACGGAUCUUGUCACCAGCCGACUCUUGUGUGACGUCAGAGGCGUUUCCACAGUUACGAUUGCGCUGCGUGUCAGCGACUCCGCCGGUUGUCCGCGUCGGAGCGUUCCCCAAGUGACACCCUGUGGAUAUAGACUGACAGGAAGAGUCCGCGGGCCACCCGUCUUCCGGGGUGGAAUUAUCCAUGGAGAGGAUUAUUUUGCUCCCUUUGCUGAGGACGGUGCAAUCCGCUGUGUGGUGAUAUAAAAGUGUUAAAUUGACAAAUGCCUCGGUAGUGACCCUGGAUCUGUGGCGAUCUCGAACACUGCCUCGAAGUGUAAUUUUAUAAUCAUCGGCUCCCCAUUGCAGAGUGAUGGUGAGAAACGGGACUGAUAAUUAUUCAACCUGUCACUCAUUGUCGUCUGUCAAUGAAUUGUUUGUGCCUGUGAGUAAAUCGGGAGAAGUUCAUUUAUUCCCGCACGUUAGCAGGAAUUGUGUAAUUUACAUUUGUCAUGAUUAAAUCAACAAACCGCUGUAGUUUCCAGUCGUGGUGUUGAACUUGAGUCCGAUUUGAGGCGAAUCAGUGACCUGAGGUUACUGCUGUCCCCCGCAGCCCGGGCAAACCGACAAUGGGCCAAAGCCUCUCACACUAGCACAGCAGCGUCUCACGUCCAGGCUGAGGGAGGUCUGGUGGGAUGGCCCCCCAACUCCUGCUAACCCCGCCCUCUCCUCCUUCCCGCCACCUGGGCUCUACCGCCCCACCAGCCGCGCGCGCUCCUUGAACCCCACCACUCGCGCGCGCUCCCCUCGCGUCCGCUGCCCCGUGCGCGGACUCUGUCCAACCUAUUCCCACUGCGCAGCCCAUAAUCUGCUUUUUUCUAGCAUCCCUUUACCGAUCUGAUAGUCUCGUAAACUUCACUAAUAUAUCUCUCUCAAUCACCACUCUCCGCAGGGAAUUCUUGUCACAAACCACUCCCCGUUAAAAUAAAACACCUUCCGUAAAUCGUCUUCCACUCAUCCUAAAUUUACGUGCCUAUCUUAACAUCUCUUAACAUUUCCCAAUGUUUCUGCCUCAACCGCCAACCUAGGCAGCACAGUCCAGGUACUCACCGCUGUCUGUGUAAGCAGCCUGCACUACACAUGUCCUUUGAAAUUGCCCCCAUCUCACCCUGUACAUACGCCCUCUGCUGCUUGGCAUUUCAACGCUGGGGAAAAGAUACUGUCUGUCUUAUGUAUGGGGAUUCUUCUUUUAUGUUACUGCUAAGGCUAAUAAAAAUGGUUCUUUGCUAUGUUAGAAUAAAAUGGCUCCUCUGUGAUGUUAACUGCUGAGACAGUUGUUCUCUCUCUAGCAGCUUGUUUGGGUUAUAAUUACUGAUAAAGAGAAUUGUAUUCAUUUGCUAACCAAUUGGGAUAGAUGUUAUUCUUUCUUUUGUGUCUGUAAGCUACUGUUUUCGCGGGCUUUGGGGCAGAAGGCGCGACGGGGGCAGUGAGAGGAUAAGCGAUGCUGUAAUUGGGCGACGGAACGGACCCCGAGCGGGAGUCCAAGGCCCAGAGUCUUCGGCGAGGAGAGGAGACGAGGACAGACUCGUGUGGGGCGUCUGGUCGACCACCG
Molecule: messenger RNA, 7106 nt
Organism: Mobula hypostoma (lesser devil ray)
Lineage: Eukaryota; Metazoa; Chordata; Chondrichthyes; Myliobatiformes; Myliobatidae
Product: NACHT, LRR and PYD domains-containing protein 3-like
Exons: 10
Coding region: 2356-5415 (1019 amino acids)
Cellular component (GO): cytoplasm
Molecular function (GO): protein binding
Source: RefSeq, a predicted model, not a curated record